Molecule: messenger RNA, 543 nt
Organism: Mus pahari (shrew mouse)
Lineage: Eukaryota; Metazoa; Chordata; Mammalia; Rodentia; Muridae
Gene: Spmip10
Product: testis expressed 43
Exons: 3
Coding region: 11-436 (141 amino acids)
Biological process (GO): flagellated sperm motility
Source: RefSeq, a predicted model, not a curated record
GCUGCCAGUGAUGGCUUCAGAAAAAGAUGCCGGUCCUGCCUUACCCAAACUCGACGACGACAAUCAAACAGCAGAGAACACAUCCAAACCUGUUGAAGAGCAGCCUCAACAGGUCAGGUGUGACGACAUUCACUUGCCUCGGUUUUCACUAAAGCAAGGGAUGAUACCAACCCGUUACGUCAUGCCUUGGAAGGAAAACAUGAAAUUUAGGAACGUGAAUCUAAAGCAAGCAGAAGCCUGUGGGAUCUAUGCUGGUCCCCUGGAAGAUUCUCUGUUCUGGGGUUACAGCGAGCGGCUUUGCCACGGGGAAGAUCGGAAAGCCGUCCUGAAGAAAGGCCUGCCGGAGAUAAAGAUUGCCGACAUGCCUUUGCAUUCGCCUCUCUCCAGAUACCAGAGCACAGUGAUCUCCCACGGCUUCCGGAGGCGACUGAUCUGAUAUGCGGAUCUCGGAAGUCGCUGUCAUUCGGUAGUGGUGUGCUUGCCUAACACGCGAGACCCUCAGGGUUUGAACCCCACUACUACAAAAACCAAUAAGAUAAAGUA